Messenger RNA from Funneliformis mosseae, 2121 nucleotides. NCBI's taxonomy places the organism in Eukaryota, Fungi, Glomeromycota, Glomeromycetes, Glomerales, Glomeraceae. The record is from the annotation of a GenBank genome assembly.
AUGUGUGGUAUUUUUGCUUACCUUAACUACCUUGUCGCCAAAGAUCGAAGAUUUAUCACUAAUACCCUUAUUAGCGGUUUGGCUCGUCUUGAAUACCGUGGUUAUGAUUCCGCAGGUUUAGCAAUCGAUGGAGAUUCUAACGAUGUACUCAUCUACAAACAAGUUGGCAAGGUUGCUGCUGUAAAAAAACUCGUUUCUGAGGCAACUGUUGACUUUGAAAAGGAAUUUGUUAGCCACUGUGGUAUGGCUCACACUCGUUGGGCUACUCACGGUGAACCUUCUCCAACAAACUCACAUCCUCAUCGUUCCGACCCAAGUGGUGAAUUUACCGUAGUUCAUAACGGUAUCAUCACUAAUUAUAAAGAAUUGAAAACUGUCCUCGAGAAAAAAGGUUAUAUGUUUGAAUCGGAAACUGAUACUGAAGCCGUUGCCAAACUUGCAAAAUAUUUGUAUGAUUCUCAAAAAUCUAAUGAAAAUCUGAGUUUCACCGCUCUUGUUAAAGGUGUUAUUAAGGAAUUGGAAGGUGCUUUUGCCUUGAUCUUCAAGAGUGUACGUUUCCCUAAUGAAGUUGUUGCUACGCGUCGUGGAUCUCCUUUAUUAGUUGGCGUCAAAACCGAAAAAAAAUUAAAAGUAGACUUUGUCGAUGUAGAAUUUGGUACAGACUCUGCCUUUGCGCCAACCGAGGAAAAAGUAGAUGGAAAUUUAUUAUCCCCUACAGACGGACAUCCUAAACUUAGACGCAGUCAAUCACGCGCCUUCUUAAGCGAAGAUGGUUUACCCCAACCAAUUGAAUACUUCCUUGCAUCCGAUCCUUCUGCUAUCGUUGAACAUACCAAACGCGUACUUUAUCUUGAGGAUGAUGAUAUUGCUCACAUUAGUGACGGAGAACUUCAUAUUCAUCGUCUAAGACGUGACGACGGAAUAUCAGCUGUUCGUUCUAUUCAAACUUUGGAGAUCGAAUUGGCUGAAAUUAUGAAAGGUUCUUUCGAUCACUUUAUGCAAAAGGAAAUUUUUGAACAACCUGAAUCAGUAGUAAACACUAUGCGUGGUCGCGUUAACUUUGAAAGUCAUAAAGUUACCCUAGGUGGUCUUAAAGCAUAUUUAGCAACUAUUCGACGUUGCAGGCGUAUAGUAUUUUGCGCUUGUGGAACAAGUUAUCAUUCUUGCGUUGCUACUCGUGCCAUUUUCGAAGAAUUGACAGAAAUUCCUGUCUCUGUAGAGUUAGCAAGUGAUUUUUUGGAUAGAAAGACUCCCAUAUUCAGAGAUGAUGUUUGUGUUUUCGUAUCACAGUCCGGUGAGACGGCAGACACAAUCCUUGCCUUAAGAUAUUGUCUUGAACGUGGAGCUCUUUGUCUUGGUAUUACCAACACUGUCGGUUCAACGAUCUCUCGAGAGACGCAUUGUGGUGUUCACAUCAAUGCGGGUCCGGAAAUUGGGGUCGCUUCAACCAAGGCAUAUACCUCACAAUUUAUUGCUUUGGUCAUGAUGGCUAUUCAAUUGAGCGAGGAUCGUUCAUCCAUGACUCAGCGACGAAAAAGCAUCAUUGAUGAGCUUAAAAAAUUACCCGAAUAUAUUCAAAAUGUUUUAAGUAUUGACAAAGAAUUAAAACAACUUGCCAAAGAUGUACUUUAUAAAGAAAAAAGUCUUUUGAUCAUGGGUCGUGGCUUCCAAAACGCUACAUGUUUAGAAGGCGCGUUAAAGAUCAAAGAAGUUUCAUAUAUGCAUUCCGAGGGUAUCUUAGCUGGUGAACUAAAACACGGUCCUUUGGCCCUUAUUGACGAAAACAUGCCUGUUAUCCUUAUCAUGACUAAAGAUUCUCUGUAUCCAAAAGUACAAAGUGCUCUUCAACAAGUUACGGCUCGUAAGGGUCAACCGAUUAUUAUCUGUAAUGAUGGAGAUGAGGGUAUAUCGAGUCAAUACAAGACAAUCCGUGUUCCACAGACGGUUGAUUGUCUGCAAGGACUUAUUACAAUCAUUCCUUUGCAGAUAUUAUCAUAUCAUUUGGCCGUUCUACAUGGAGUUGACGUUGAUUUCCCACGAAAUUUAGCUAAAUCGGAUAUCGGAAUCGAUUCUAAAGAGAUCGAAAAACUGCAGCGAAAGUCUGUAAUGUUAGACACCUAA